Messenger RNA from Nicotiana attenuata, 600 nucleotides. Its product is annotated as RNA-directed DNA polymerase homolog. Lineage: Eukaryota; Viridiplantae; Streptophyta; Magnoliopsida; Solanales; Solanaceae. The record is from RefSeq and is a predicted model, not a curated record. Bases 1 to 600 code for a protein of 199 amino acids. The transcript has 3 exons.
AUGCGUAUUGAUUAUCGACAGUUGAAUAAGGUUACAGUGAAGAACGUGUAUCCAUUGUCACGCAUUAAUGAUAUAUUUGAUCAGCUACAGGGUGACAGAGUGUUCUCAAAGAUUGGUUUGUGGUCGGGCUAUCAUCACUUGAAGAUUCGGGAUCCAGAUAUUCCUAAGACUACUUUUAAGACUCGGUAUGGGCAUUACGAGUUCCUUCUGAUGUCAUUCGGGCUGACCAGCGUCCCAACAACAUUUAUGCACUUUAUGAAUAGUGUAUUCCAGCCCUAUCUUAACUCAUUCAUCAUUGUGUAUAUUGACGACAUCUUAGUAUACUCCCGGAGUCGGGAGGAUCAUGAGCAACACCUGAAGAUUGUGCUACAGGCCUUGAGAGAAAAGAAGUUAUCCAGGUACCUCCUACUGCUCCAGGCACCAGUGAGACGAUCUCACUUUGGAGACUUCAAGCAUAGAUCUGAUCCACUCAGAUCCGAUAUAAUCCUCGUCCCACCAUACCCUUUGACAAAUUCGGGAUCACUAUUUCGUCUCAACCUCAUUGUCUCCGACAUCUCCUACUCUGACCCGAAAUCCAGACACGAACCCGUUCCCUCCUAA